AUGAUAAAGAAGAUACUGAACAACCUGAACAUCUCAAACGAAGAAAAGGAUGAGAAUUUCAGCCACAGCGAAAAUAUUUUAAACCUAAUCGAAGGAAUAAUUAUACACGAAAAUUCCUACUGGAAAUAUGUGAACAUAUUAAACGAAUUAACAACGCUAUGUUAUGAGGAUCCAUUAAAUUUUCGGAAAUUUUUUUUUGUAAAAAAUGAAAAUGUCGUAGAACAGAAAAAGAAGGCCAACCAGAUAGUGGACAGAAUAUUAAUUGUCCUUGAAAAAUAUGAAGACGCAAGGAGCACAUUUCUUUGCGCAAUUGCCAAAUUAAUAUUUAUCAAUGCUUUUGAUUUAAACGUCGAAAUUUUACGCACCCUCUGUGACUUGGCAUACAACGAGGAAUACAAGUAUGACGUGCUCUCUGUUUUCGAGGAAAUCGUGGCGGCGGCGAUGCUGAACUCGGCCGAGAAAGAAACGCUGAAGAAUAUUUUCAGAGGACUACAACACAUGCCCAGGGAUGAAGCGGUCGCAAAAAGCUUCUCCAGUUGCAUACAUAAAGUCAUCAAGCUGCUUAGGGAUUCCCUUGAUGAGCACAUCUUGGGAUUCCUCUCCGUGGCAACGUUAGAUCGGCACAACUGCCUAAUAGCCUACGACGAGGGGCUCCUGAAGAUCCUCACCACGGAGAUGACCAAACGGGAGGAAGACAAAUUCGAAGAGGCGCCUCCCCACCUCGAGAUGGUAUACCGAAUCGUACAGCAACUAUGCGGGAACCAUGUUAAGCACUGCACAAUGCUCGUAAAGGAAAAAAUGCACUUAAACUUCUAUUUCAAGAAAAUCAAGGAAAUAAUAAAAAAGGAUUUUAUGAGUCAUUUUGAAAAAAAAAAAUCCAUUUUCUGCAAUAUUAUUCUCCAUACGAUAAAUAAUAUUUGCACCUUUGAGAAGGAAAUUCUGUUCGAGUUGUGUAACUCUCACCACCUGAUCGAUCUGCUUCUAAUUGGCAUAAAAAUGGAGAUGAGCAAUCCGUACUUUUUAAGCGCAAGUUUGGCUGGGCUAUUACUAGUAUUAAAAAAUGAAGAGCUGUACAAAAAGAAUAUUGAAUAUAUCUUAGAGAACACCAAGGAUUUGAAAAUAGUGUUACCCUUUCUGUUUGGACAGAAAUAUAACUCCAUGCUUCGUCACUACCACAAAGAAGAUGAGCACGUGGAAAUCUACCUCCACGAUGUCGUCAAAAGCACACUUGAUAUUUUUGCGUUUUUUUUUAUAAAGGAGGUGGAUAAAUUUUCCAUGAAGGUGAAGAAGGGCUUCAGGGACAGCGACAUUAACUACUACUUGCUCGUCUGCCUGGAAAGCCAGAACGAAGACGUGGUGAUCCGCCUCCUCAGGUGCAUUCACCUCAUCCCCUUCGACGACUGCAAGUCCAUCGAGUUCCACAAAAUAUUCUUCCUCCUCCGUGAACGGGAAAUCACGCUGAACGAAAAGUGGAAGGAAAUCUACUACUACUGCGUUAGGAUAUACAUAAAGGUGAUAAAAAAUGAAGAAAUUUCCAAAAUUUUAGAGCAGUACAAAUUCGAGGACACCCUCACGGGCAUUCUACGCAUCAUGAACCAGUUCCUCUUGAGGGCCGUUAUCCUCCACAGGAAAAACGAUUUGGUGACAUUCAAAGGGAGGAAAGCGGCUCCAGGAAGAUACGGCGAUUAUGUAGGAGGUGAAAUAGACUACAGUAACCAAGAGACGUACGCUACAGUCGAUUUGGAUGAUGCAGAAGUUGACCUGAACAAGAUAACGGUGGAGUUACUACGCACGUGCUCCAGGUACCCUCCCCUGAGAUACUUCAUGAGAAACAAUUCCGCGAGCUAUUAUUUUAUAAACGUCCUGACAAAUGAAGACAGCCUGUUCAGCGAAAUAAACGUAGAUUACGACAUUCUAAUCGAACGGACGUGGUGUUCGAGCAUUGAAAAUGUUUUCAAAGCAUUAAUGAAAAAUAACAUUUCAAAGGAUAAGAAGAUAUGUUUACGUCUUCUAAUCAACGUGGCUGACAUGUUCAGUGGUUACUUUUAUCAGUUCAAGACGGAUACACAUUGCAACAUAUUCGACUUAUGUACUCUGGAAGAAAAACACUGGAAGAGGAAAAAAAUUCUGCAAUAUUUUUACAUGAUGAAUAGCGCUGACGUUGAGGAUUACAAAAAGCAGCUACACACAUUUGUCCACUUUUAUAUGACAAAUUUGUACACUCUGCUGGACGUAUUUGUCGAGAAAAAUAUCUUCUCCGAAUUGAAGAAAGAGCAACGGGAAAAUUACUUCCCCGGGGUGCUUAAGUUUAACAAGUUGAAAUAUGAAAAAAGAAUUUCCAAAUUGAAAUUAAAGGAAAAAGAAAUCAGAUCAAAAAUUUUACCUGAACAAAUGGAGGGAAGGGAUAACAGGGUAAAUACUCCUCUCCUUGAUGAACUGCAAAAAGUGAAGGAAAAAAAGAAGAAACUCUUUUUGUGGUUACACAAUAAUAACUUCCAGCAAACGUUUGAUAUUUCUCUCGUGGAUGAUUACAUUGAGUGUAAUCUUGAGCACAUGUUCGAAAUGCCCAAAGUGGUGAAGAAAAAAAAAACCAUUCGACCUGGUAGGGGAAAUGUCUACAACGGAAAAGACCCUCCUGAUGGGUCUCUGGAGGAAUCACUAGCAGGGGAUGCCACAAGUGUAAACAAUGCCGCAAGCCAACUCGAAGGGAAAACACCACGAACGGGGAAUAUCCCCCCCCUGGGUGUACACCUUGGUUCCUCCACGAGUGAACCCUCCUACCGUGAUGACGAAUCUUCAGCCUCCUCCCUCGCAGAGGAAAAUCCAAACGAAACGGUCUUAGACAAAAUGGCCUGUGAACUCCUCUCCUUUGAUAAGGAAAAAAUUUACCAGCAGAAAAAUAACCACUUGAAUAUACUCCUAUUUAGCAAAAGAGGACUUUUUGUAAAUUGUAACAGAGGGCAAAUAAAUGUGGCGCACAUUUUGCACACAUUUUUGCGCAUAUUUUUCAGCAUCAUAAUAAAUAGCGUAAACAGUAAUGAACAUGAUCACUACCUACGGGUGAAGGAAUUUUUUUUAAAAACGACUGUCUUGAAGACGAUGAUCAACCUUCUAGCGCAGUGCAGUUUUUACGACUGUAGCGUUUAUGCUCAUUUCUUUCGUUUGUACAGCGAAAUUUUGAAGCAGAAUUUGACGGCAGUGGAGUCCAUGGAUAUGCUAAUUUUUUACAACAUUUUUUUCUACUACUGUAAAUUGCUGAGUAGGGAAUUUAUCAACAAACUUAUUAAUGAGGAAUACGUCCUUUCGUUGAAGGAGCAAUAUUUUUACGCAGAAUGUUGUAAGCUUUUUUACUGUUUUACGCAAAAAAUUAUUUAUAUUCAAUUUUCUCACUACAGCGAAAUCCAGAAAUGGUGUGUGGACUGUUCCUUGUUCUUUUUCUUUUACAAAAAUAACAUUCUCCUACUACUUUACCUGUUUAUAUACAUUAACAGCGUCCACCACGGGUCUGUCUACGCCUCCUAUAUUUACCACAAGAAAAAUUUUACCUCCAUUCAUACAAUCUUUUUUUACACACUCUUCACCUUGUCGUACUUGAUGUGCUUUUCCAAAAAGUUGAAAUAUUUCAUUUUGUACUUUAUCAAUUAUAAGAAAUAUAUUCACAAGGUCCUCUUCAGGAGGUCCGUCCUACAUUCGCUUUUUCUCUACCAAAAGUUGAUAUACUUGCGGAUCGUCCUGCAGAAUCAGCUGUCUCUGGAGAGACGCACCCCCGUGCAGGUGUAUCACAUUUCCCCGGUGAUCUACGUGCGGGAGAAUGCCGUCGAAUGGUACUUCCUGGCAAUCGGACUGGACAAGUACUACCUAAUUUAUAUACCUGACAACUUUGAAGAAAACAUAACAGAAGAUAAGGACAUCAAGCUGGUGAUCCACUCGGAGAAAAAAUACACUGACAUAACUAGAAUAUGCCUGAGCAAGCAUAGUGAAAACUUUUUCGUCUUCGGUUACAUAAGUCACGAGGACGAUAAGAGCUACGAACUGUAUGACAUAUUCAUAAGUGUUAAUAGACAUUUUCGCGAUGAAAUAAUUUCCUACGCGCAAUUUUUAUCCGGGGGGAGCUUAGAAACGAAGGUAGACUUGGUGCAGGACACGGUCUUCGCAAAUAACCUGAAGAGGCAUAUGAACAUACGGAACAUUAUUAUAACGUCUUUUGCGUAUAAGGAGAUGAAACCGGAUGAGUACUCUAAAAAGAGUGGGAAAGCAGGCAGCAAAAGGAAGGACAACCUAAACAGUGGUGUACAGUCUCAUGGAUGGUCAGAUGAGGAGCCAAACGAAGGGUCGCUCCAGUCAGAAGAAAACUCGGACCCGCAUUAUAGCGAAUCUAGUCAUACACUCCAUAACCACGAAGAACCACCUUCUUCUGCAGCCGAAUCGAACGAUGAACAGUUUAACAUUUUUAGGAGAAACACAAACAGUAAGAGAAAGAGGAAACUGUUCUUUUUCGUUUUAACGAAAAAUCAUUUAUACGUUUUUAAAUUGAAUUUUAAAAAGUGGUUAUGUUUAAGUCCAUUUGUCGAUGGAGAAAAGGAUGAUAUACACCUUUACGUUGAGUCCAGUCUGGACAGUGCAGAAGAACUCACCAGGGGAAAAAAAAAAAUCUUCACCAGUGAAAAAAUAUAUUUGAAUAAUUUCUUGGGACUCUGUGCCAGUCCUACUGACGAUGAGAACGUUGCAUUCGCCAGGAAGUGUGCAGUACGGAACACCAUCAAACAGGUGUACUCGUCAAACAACACGGAGUACACGAACGAGCAUGUGGUCCUCUCGACGAACACCACGUCCACCACGCAGAGUGACGAUCAGCCAGACGGUCACUCAGAUGAUCAGCGUGGUGGCCACCCGGACGGCCAGCGUGGUGACCAUUACCAGCAUAACGAGAGCUACCUAUCUGCAAACAAAUCCUUCCUAAAAAUUGUACACAAAUACAAUAACGAAAAUUUAAACAAAAUAAAAUUUGUCAAUAAUUACGAAAGUAUAGUAGCGCUUAAUUACAAAGUCAAGCAUGGAGAGUUGCCGGAAAAAAAAAUAAAAAUCAUCAUGUUCGAUGAUUAUACGAGGGAGCUUUGGAAACGUUCUCUGGCAUUUUCGCUCAACAUACAAAUGACUUCCUCGUACGGAGUGGCUACGAAAAUGGACUUGACCGCCCUGCUGAAGACUGCACAUACGUGUAAAAAUGACUUAAAAAAAAAAUGGGCGUUUAUAAAAAAGGGGGGGAAAAAGCAGACGCCCGACUGGGCUCGGCUCGACCCUUACGCCCGCCGGAGAGACGGAAGAAAUACUAAAACCAGGAGCACAAAUCGGGACUAA
Molecule: messenger RNA, 5358 nt
Organism: Plasmodium coatneyi
Lineage: Eukaryota; Apicomplexa; Aconoidasida; Haemosporida; Plasmodiidae
Exons: 7
Coding region: 1-5358 (1785 amino acids)
Source: RefSeq, a predicted model, not a curated record